This is a messenger RNA of Momordica charantia (bitter melon), 3718 nucleotides long. It is a transcript of the gene SLG1, whose product is annotated as Tetratricopeptide repeat (TPR)-like superfamily protein. Lineage: Eukaryota; Viridiplantae; Streptophyta; Magnoliopsida; Cucurbitales; Cucurbitaceae. The record is from RefSeq and is a predicted model, not a curated record. Gene Ontology annotation, molecular function: protein binding; RNA binding. Gene Ontology annotation, biological process: RNA modification.
GGAGGUUCGAGGAGAAGAAGGGUCGCAAGAGAAAGAAGGAAGAAGGAACCCUAACCACGUGAGUCACGUGAAGGGCAAGGAAGAAGAAGGUUCUGUGGAAAAGCUGGACCCUGGGCUGGAAGAGAGAACUGGGCUCAGAGGGCUGAAAUUAAAUGACUGUGGUGAGGCCCAUUUUAAUUCAGAAAAGGAGGUUGGGCAAGAUAGAUUUGGGUUUCAGACCGGGUCAAAAAAGUGGCAUAACCCUACCCAUGAGAUGGGAGAAACCCUAGUAGCCGUCAUUGGGAGGCUCCAUCUUAAUGACAACCUGCCUCCACCGUCCACCUUCUCAAUGUCCGCCGCCUUCCACCUAGGAAUCUGCAGUUGUCAUCAAUCGUCUGCCAUCACAGCCUGCCGCUGCCGUCAUCUGCCGUAUGCCGCCGGUGAAAACCAUCACCCACCGAAGUUCGUCACACCAAAGCCGCCAUCGUUUUUCGCACACCACGGCGCGCCAUCGUCUGCUGCCGCCACCAUCCGCCGUACGUCGUCGCCGUGGUACACCAUCGUCCACAGUUGUUUGUCACACACCACUGCCACCAUCGCACUCCGUCGGUCGCUCAUCCGUUAGAAUAAACAGUUCAUCUAGGGUUUGAGAUAGUUCUCUAUUUUUUGUUUGUGUUUAGUGUUUAAAAAAAAACAGAAAAAAAAGAAGUAAAUUUGUUUUUGUGUAUGCACACCUUGAGGACAAGGUGUCUUUGAAGGGCGGGGCAAUGUGAGAGUCCUAUUAGGGGUGAGUUUGUUAUAAAUAGGAGUAGGAGGGAGAGGAGAAGGAUAUCUUGGAGAAUUGUAUUUUGGUAAGGAACUUGAGAGAGUUUUUCGGGAGAGAGAUAAUCCUCUCGAAAGGCUAUCAGUUCUUGUUAGGUUUUUGUAUUCAGGUACCUAACACCUUGUUGGUUUCAAGAAGGCAUUGAUGAGUGUUGCCAACUUACUAAUUUUGUCAAUUCCAGUGAUUGGACUAUAAGCUGUAAGAGCUCCCUGUAGAAAUGCAUCCACUGGAUUUCAUGUCAUGUAGUUCCAUGAUUAGAAAUCUUUGUCUAAAUGCAAAACACCAAGAAGUUUUUUGCCUUUUUGUUCAAAAGUUCCAAUGCUCAUCAGGCUUUAAGCCUGAUAACCAUGUUUUUGCUGCUGUUUUCAAAUCAUGUGCUGCUCUUUCUGCCGUCAACGUGGGAAAGGCACUUCAAGGUUAUUUAGUGAAACAGGGGGAAUUGGCUUGCCAGUCUGUGUACAAAGGACUGCUGAACUUGUAUGCCAAAUGUGGUGUUUUUGAUGAUUGUUGGAAACUAUUUGAACAAUUGGAUCAUCGUGAUGUUGUUACCUGGAACAUAAUAUUAUCUGGGUAUUGUGGGUCUCAAGUACAUGAUACUGAGGCUAUGAGAUUGUUUGUUAAGAUGCAUUCGGAGGGGGAAGUGAAGCCAAGUGCUAUUACAAUUGCUACCAUUCUUCCGGUUUGUGCUCGCGUAGUGCAAGCUGGUGUUGGGAAGAGCAUACAUUCCCACAUAAUGAAAUCUGGAUUGGAAAGGGAUACUCUUGUUGGAAAUGCUCUCAUAUCGAUGUAUGCCAAAUCUGGGCAACUGCAAUACGAUGCAUAUGCUGCAUUUAACAGCAUUAUUCACAAAGAUGUUGUUUCAUGGAAUGCUAUAAUUUCUGCUUUAGCAGAGAAGAAUUUAUUGUUUGAUGUAUUACGAUUGUUCAAUCUGAUGCUGGAAGAACCAAUAGAACCAAAUUAUGUAACAAUUGCUAGUAUUUUACCUGUUUGUGCUUCCUUUGCUAAGAAUAUUUCGUACCGCUUUGGGAGAGAGAUCCAUGGUUAUGUACACCGCAGGACUAACUUGAUGGAAGAUAUUUCUGUCUGCAAUGCAUUGAUGAACCUUUAUUUGAGGGUUGGACAGAUGGAAGAAGCAGAGAUCUUGUUCCGGAACAUGAAGCAGAGAGACUUAGUUUCAUGGAAUACUAUCAUUUCUGGGUAUUCAUUAAAUGAUGAGUGGUUGGAAGCAGUAGAUCUCUUCUGCAAGUUUCUAAGCUUAGGGAUUGAGCCAGAUUCUGUAACAUUGAUUAGUGCUUUACCUUCUUGUGCAUACUCCCAAAACUUGCGAGUGGGGAAAAUGAUCCAUGGUUAUAUUCUUCGUCAUCCAAUCUUAAGAGAAGAUUCAGCAGUUGGAAAUGCUUUAGUUAGCUUCUAUGCCAAAUGUCAUGAUGUAAAAUCAGCAUUUGAAUCAUUUUCCUUGAUUUCUAGGAAAGAUUUGAUAUCGUGGAACUCAAUGCUCAAUGCUUUUGCCGAGCCCGGGCACGGUACUCGGUUCGUGCAUCUCCUUGACUGGAUGCUGCAAGAAAGGUUCAAACCUGAUUCUUUUACUAUCUUGAGUAUAAUCAGUUUUUGCGUCACAGUUUCAGGAGUAUGGAAAGUUAAGGAGACUCAUUGUUAUUCGGUUAGAGCUUGUUUGUUUGAAGGUGAUUCUAGUCCUACUACGGUCAAUGCUCUUCUUGAUGCAUAUUCGAAAUGUGGUAAUAUAGAUUAUGCGUUAAAGAUUUUUGAAAGCUCAUCAGGAAAAAGAAACUUGGUGACGUGCAAUUCAAUGAUUUCUUGCUAUGUUAACUGUAAGUCACCCAAUGAUGCACUUACGAUAUUUUCCGGGAUGACUGAAACUGAUCUUACAACCUGGAAUCUGAUGGUUCGGGUUUAUGCUGAAAACAAUUGUCCUGGUCAUGCUCUCAGCCUUUUCCGUAGGUUACAAACUGAGGGUAUGAAACCAGAUACAGUGACUAUUAUGAGCCUCCUUCCCAUAUGCAAUGAAAUGGCAUCAUUCCAUCUGUUGAAAGAAUGCCAUGGAUAUUCAAUCAGAUCAUGUUUUGAGGAUGGUUACUUAGAGGGAGCUUUACUCGACGCAUAUGCAAAAUGCGGAGUCCUAGGCUGUGCGUAUAAACUUUUCCAAUCAAGCUCUCAGAAGGACUUGGUUAUGUUCACGUCAAUGAUAAGUGGGUAUGCCAUGCACGGGAAGGGAGAGGAGGCACUCAAGGUUUUCAAUAACAUGCUCGAGUCUGGCGUAAAGCCAGACCACGUGGUCAUGACUGCUAUUUUAUCUGCUUGUAGUCAUACCGGUCUUGUAAAUCAAGGUUUAAACAUAUUUCAUUCUAUGGAAGAGGUUCACCAUAUGCAACCAACCAUGGAACACUAUGCUUGUGUAGUCGAUCUCCUCUCUCGGGGCGGCCGAAUCAACGACGCAUAUUCUUUUGCGAUCGGGAUGCCUGUCGAGCCUGAUGCUAACAUAUGGGGGACACUGUUGGGUGCCUGCAAGACCCACCAUGAAGUGGAGUUGGGGGUUCUUGUGGCAGAGCAUGUUUUUGAAAGUAAAAGUGAUGAUAUAGGAAAUUAUGUAGUUAUGUCAAACCUGUAUGCUGCAGAUUCAAAAUGGGAUGGGGUGCUGGAAGUAAGAAAGCUGAUGAGAGAGAAGGAUUUGAAAAAGCCACCUGGUUGCAGUUGGAUUGAAGUGGAAGGAAAGAAGAACUUUUUUUUAGCUGGAGAUUCCUUGCAUCCUCAAAGAAACAUCAUUUACAAUCUGUUGAAUACAUUGCAUCAGCAGAUUAAAAGGACAGUUGAUAUAACUUGAUUGGCAAUUAAAUUUUGAUGUGUUCUGAAAUGUUAUAUAUAUUUUGGGUCUCUAUUCAAUUUAUCAAUACAAAAGGU